Triticum urartu is the source of this 927-nucleotide messenger RNA. RefSeq lists its product as uncharacterized. NCBI's taxonomy places the organism in Eukaryota, Viridiplantae, Streptophyta, Magnoliopsida, Poales, Poaceae. The record is from RefSeq and is a predicted model, not a curated record. Gene Ontology annotation, molecular function: DNA binding; protein dimerization activity.
AUGGGUCGCAAGAAGAUUGCCAUCGAGUACGUCGACAACGAAUCGAGUCGGCGCCGUACCUUGGAGACGCGUGGUAAGAACCUAGCAAGUAAGGCAGGUGAGGUUUCUAUCAUGUGCAACGCCAAGGCUUGUGUGUUGGUGUACGACGAGGGCAAUGCGGCGCCAAAGGUGUACCCAUCCCACGCCGAUGCAGUGGAUAUCCUGAAUCAGUGCAAAAACAUGCCAGAGGGACAGCUCAAGAAGGCGGUGAACCAGGAAGACUUCCUCACCCAGCGCCUCAACAAGCUCCAGGUCAAGGAAAACAUUGUACGAGACCCCGAGAUCAGGAUCCUGCUACACAAGGCCAUGCUCGGCAGUGACCUCCCCGACCUCAAAGUCGAUGAAAUCACCAACGUCAGUAGCAGGCUAGAGGAGAUCCUCGAGAGAAUGGGCGAUAGCAUUGCAAAAUUUAGUGGAAAGCCUCCUGUCUUGCAGCCACAGGCACCAUAUGUCCCUGACAACAUGGACAUGGGGUCUUCGGCAACGUAUCAGGCAUCAUCGCUAGCUCCACAUGUCCCCAAAAACAUGGACAUGGGGUCUCAGGUGAUGAAUCAGGCGCCAUCGUCCACUCCAUACGUCACUGGAAACAUGCACAUGGGGUCUCCAAUGAUGUAUCAUGUGCCGCUGCUACAUGAGGGUUGGCUCGAGACGGUGAGAUCUGGAAGGGACCUCGACGCCCUGGUCCAUAAUGGCUAUAGCACCAAUAGGCAUGAUGGUGCCUACACCAGCACCGGUGUCGGCUAUAGCACCAAUGGGCACGACGGCGCCGGUACCAGUGCCAACGAUGGCUCUUCCGGUGGGAUGAAGCCCUUUGAUGUGGGGUUUGGUUGGCAAUCGGGCGGCGUCGAUCCUGAAGAAUCAUCUUGGAGUCUUUUCCCUCCCAUGUAA